AUGGCAGCACUUGCGGCUAUCCGCGUGCCGCAAAUUUCACAUGAAGAGCUCUUCGCAUUCCACGAAUCGCACUUCUCGCAUCUCUCGACGGCCGACUUUGGAGCCAGGUUUACCAGUUUGCCCGAGCCGGCGAGCGAGGAACCGCAGGACGAUGGCAUCGAAGCACAGGAGGUAGCGCUUCGAGCUGGGACAGAGGUGGUUGACGGCGACGAGUACGACCCCGAGACCUCUUUCGUCCUGCACUUUACACACGCGGACUUUGCAGCCAACUACGAAGAUGGCGAGAUUCUCAACGACGGAACCGAAAACGGAAUAGAAAGCGAAAAGGAACAAGGCAAGACGCGCAAGAAACGGCGACGGAAGAAGAACAACACGGGCAAUAGCAACGCGCGGCGCCAUCUUGGCCACGGCGGCAACAGCGACAACGGCGAACCCAAACACCAAAAGCCGGAUCUGCGCAAACGCACUUGGGACGUCGUCGACACCGGCCUUGGCAGUCUUGACUAUGACGGCGCCGAGCGCGGAGGCGAUGCGAUGCAGUCUGCGCCGCAACGGCGUCGUGUGCAGUAUGGCGAUGACUCUUCGGAACUGGCCGCUCAAGCCCAGCCGACCGAGGAGGACGUUCGCCAAGGACUCGACAACGCGCUGCAACAUUGUAUUGCCAGCCCUGGGGCCCAGUUGUCUGCCGAGCUCGAGGCCCACGGCGACGAGACGUUCAGUAUGGCGCGGGUCUACGCCGACGUCAACCAGAACAUGCCACGGGCAUACUGGGACUAUGACAGCGUUAACAUCAGCUGGGGUGUCCUGGAAAACUACGAGGUGGUUCGCAAAAUCGGCCGGGGAAAGUACUCUGAAGUCUUCGAGGGCGUUAACGUCGUCAACUAUCAGAAGUGUGUGAUCAAGGUGCUGAAGCCCGUAAAGAAGAAGAAGAUCAAGCGCGAGAUCAAGAUUCUGCAGAACCUGUCGGGCGGCCCCAAUAUCGUGGCGCUGCUGGACGUGGUGCGCGACUCGCAGAGCAAAACGCCGUCCCUCAUCUUCGAGUACAUCAACAACACCGACUUCCGGUCGCUGUACCCCAAGUUCGCCGACAUUGACGUGCGCUUCUACAUCCUGGAGCUGCUCAAGGCUCUUGACUACUGCCACAGCAAGGGCAUCAUGCAUCGCGAUGUGAAGCCUCAUAACGUUAUGAUUGAUCAUGAGAACCGCAAGCUCCGCCUGAUCGACUGGGGCUUGGCCGAGUUCUACCACCCCGGCACCGAGUACAACGUGCGCGUGGCGUCACGCUACUUCAAGGGCCCCGAGCUGCUGGUUGAUUUCCAGGAGUACGACUACAGCCUAGACAUGUGGAGCCUGGGCGCCAUGUUUGCCUCAAUGAUCUUCCGCAAAGAGCCCUUCUUCCACGGCAACUCCAACUCGGACCAGCUGGUGAAGAUUGCCAAGGUGCUGGGCACCGACGACCUGUUUGAUUAUCUCGACAAGUACGAGAUCGAGCUCGACACCCAGUACGACGACAUUCUGGGCCGCUUCCAGAAGAAGCCGUGGCACAGCUUUGUCAACUCGGACAACCAGCGCUUUGUGACCAGCGAGGCCAUCGACUUUCUUGACAAGCUUCUGCGAUACGACCAUGCGGACCGCCUUACGGCGCAAGAGGCCAUGGCACACCCGUACUUUGACCCUGUGCGGGAACCAGACACGAGAGAGCGUCUGAUGGCCAACCCACCCACCAAUGGCACUCCCGCAUAG
Sporothrix brasiliensis 5110 is the source of this 1743-nucleotide messenger RNA. RefSeq lists its product as uncharacterized. The transcript has 7 exons. Gene Ontology annotation, molecular function: ATP binding; protein serine/threonine kinase activity. The coding region runs from base 1 to 1743 and encodes 580 amino acids. The record is from RefSeq and is a predicted model, not a curated record. Gene Ontology annotation, biological process: DNA damage response; protein phosphorylation; regulation of transcription by RNA polymerase III. Lineage: Eukaryota; Fungi; Ascomycota; Sordariomycetes; Ophiostomatales; Ophiostomataceae. Gene Ontology annotation, cellular component: protein kinase CK2 complex; cytosol; nucleus.